AUGCGUCCGAAAGUAAAUACAUGGAUAAACUGGUCCGCAAAAGAAUUAGAUGAUUUAGUAAAUCAAAAAAAUUCAUGUGUUUUCAAAGAAACAAUUAAAAAACACAUUCCAAUGUCCUCAAUUCAUUUGAGUGAUGUUAGAAAAUCUUUUAAAGAUAUUUUAAAUUCAUCGUUAAAUAUUUUCGAUUCAAGCUUCGAUGGGCUUUUAAUUUCUUAUCAAAACCCAAUAAUGUUGUGCCCGCUGACUCAGAUGUAUUACGAUAUUCAAUUCGUCCACGUCGACCUUCAAGCUGAUUUUUACAUAUUUCGACCAACAGUUGCUAGUAUUCUCACUGGUAUUGUUAAUAAGAAAGAAACAAAUUAUAUUGGUGUGUUGAUGCACAAAACUUUCAACGUUUCCAUCACGAAACCAUCAAAUGACGAGUGUUGGCUUGGACAUAAUGUUGUAGUUGGUGACAAGGCAACAUUCCGUGUCACCCAGGUCGAUUUAACACCCAAAGUUCCAUUUAUUCGAGGCGAGCUGCUGUCAAGUGAAACUACCGAAAAUUAUGAAAAAAUGGAUUUUGCCGAGGAGGAAAUCAAUGAAGAAGGAGGAAAUGAACGUGAUAGCGGAUACCAAGAAUCUGAGAAUGAAACUAAAUCUAAAAUCAUCAAUGGUUUCCUUGCUGGGGGAGGUAGUGAUGAGGAACAUACGCGUAAAGCCAAGAAAAAAAAGAUUAAAAGUCCUAAUAAAAUUUUACAAGUAAAAGACGAAGACUUACCUUAUGCGUCAUCAAUUAAAGUGGCUAAAAAAAGGAAACGCGAUCAUGAUAAUGAUGAUGAUGUGAGUCCUAAGAAAGAGACUCAGACGAAAAUUAAACGAUUAAAAGUCGAUGAUCAAGUUAAAGAGGAAGAAGAAUUAAGAAAUGUGCAAGAGUUGUUAGCAAGUCCUAGUCAUUCGGUAACUGGCAGUGAUAAGCCGAGGAUCAUUUAUGACGAAGUGUUGCCUAGUAGGAGCAAUAUUAAGCUGGAAAACAAUGUUGAAAAGAAAAUUAAGAAAAUGAAAGCGAGUCAUGAUAUUUCUGACAGUGACGAAGAUCAAUCAUCGCAAUCUAGUAAAAUAAUUAGUCAAGAAAAAGAGGAAAAGGAUGACGAAGAUGUUGAUGAUGAUGAUGUACCACGUGAUCACAGUCAAUAUUUUGGGCAAAAAGAAUCAAUUCCUAGCAGUGAUGACGAGCCAGAAACUCCUAUGAAAGAAUUUGUUGAUAAAUCUCCUCCGUCUCGUGAAACUGGUAGUCAAGAAGAGAAAGAUGAUGAUGAUGAUGAUGAUGAUGAUGAUGAUGAUGACAUGAUGCAUGAUCACAGCCAAUAUUUUGCACAUCAAGAAUCGCCAAUUCCUGCGAGUGAUAACGAACCAGAAAUUCCUGAGAUGAAAGAAUCUAUUGAUAAAUCUCCCAAAAAGAAACUCAAGGAUAAUUGUAAGAAAAAGAGUCAGAAAAAAGUGGCAGAAGGUGCUAUCCAGAGUAUGGAAAAUCAAUCACAGUCUAGUAGAGUUGGUAGUCAAGAGGGAGAGGAAGAUGAUUUUCCGCGUGACCACAGUCAGUUUGUUCGUGAAAAAUUACUCACUCCUAAUGAUGAUUCUGAGUCAAAAAUUCCUGAGGCAAAAGCCAAAAAACCGGUUGUUAAAAGACCUAGGAAAAAGGUCGAGAAAGAAUCCCAAGAGAAGGCAGAGGGUGAAAAUGCUGUUGAGAAAAAAGUUCAAAAAAGAACCACGAAAGUAAAAGAGCCUGUUGUUUUAACUCCCGAGGAAAUUGAGAAGUUAGAAAGUAAGUUAGAAAAGUUGAGGGAAUAUUAUGCGGAAUCUAUCGAUCAAGCAGUUAUGAAAUUGUGUUCUGAGAAUUAUAAAGAAGAAGAAUUGAAAGAACAUACCGAUUUUGAGUUAUUGGAAGACAAUUUUGAAGAGCUUCCAAAUUUUGAUACAGCUAAAAAAGAUAAAAUAUCCAAAUCUAAGGAGAUUAAAAAACCUAAGCCUUUAGGAAAUUCUACUAUAAUCGAAUCGCAAUUGGGCUCACCAGGAUUUUCUCGGGUUCAAGAGCCAUCCAUAAGCCCUGUUAUCCCUGAAUUAAAAAUUAAGAAAUCAAAGAUUAAGGAUGUUACUCAAUCACAUGAGCUACAAUCAUCUGAGGAAGCUGAUGCUGUAGUUAAAAAAGUUAAAAAGACUAAGAAACCUAAAGAGAAGACUUCUGAAGUUGAUACUGGAGUUAAUAUUUUGACAAGUGACCCCGCGAUGCCUUCAAGUGUCGUCAAAGUUAAUGAAGAACCAAAAAUUAAAAAAUCUAAGACUGUUGAAACAGUUCAAAAUACUGAACCAACUGCAAUUAAUAAUUCACUAGCUUCACCAGCAGAAAAUUCUAGAUCUCAAGAGUUAGAGAAUAAUAAUGAGGAACCUAAAAAAUUGAAGAAAUCUAAAAAAAAUGUUCAGGAGGAAAAAAGUUCAGAAAAAGCAGAGAAGAAUUGUAUGAUGACGGCAAUAGAUAAAGUUUUAACAAGUGCAUCAAAAAAUUCUAUGAUUCUUGGAGGUUUUUCAGACAGUGAUGAUGAUGAUUUACCAGAUCAACCGAUUGUGUUGUCAUCUGUAAAAGUUGAGAAAAGCAAUGAGCUUGUGAAUGGAGAGAUUAAGAAAUCGAACAAGUCUAAAAAGUCCAAGGAUAAAGAUUUAGGUUCUUCUAAUCAGACUGUUGAAGAGUCGAAUUUAGUAAAUGAUUCUGUGAUGAUAGACACUAGCAAAAUAAAAGAGGAAAAGGAAAAGAAAAAGAAGAAGAAGAAGAAGAAGAAAACGUCUGAAUCUAACUGUGUGAUUGAGUCGGAAUCAACUCUUUUAAAUAAUACUGAGGUAGACACGAGUAUAGUUAAGGAGGAAAAGAAGAAGAAGAAAAAGAAGUCAAUCGACGGUAUUGCAAAUCCUCUCCUCAGUAAUUCGACGAUUAAUGACUCUCAGUUGGAUUCAUUUGCUGAAUUAGAUGACAGUACUUUAAAUUCAAGUGAAUUGCAAAUGAGUGUCAUUAAAAUUAAAGACGAGCACAAAGGAAAAAAAUCUAAAGUUGCUGAUCCUUCAGGUAACUCAACGAUUAAUGAAUCGGAAGAUUCUUCGAGGUUACAGCCGGUAGGAAACUCUGGUAAAGUAAGAACUAAAAAAUCUAAAACUAAAGAGUUUAUUGAACCCCAAGUACCUCAAAAAGAAAGUAAGGGUAAAAAGAGUAAAAGUAAAAAAUCAAACUUUGAUGCGAACUUGAAAAUUAAAGAAGAACCAGCUUCCGACGCUGAGGGUUCUAAUAAAAAAUCUAAAUCGAAACAUAAAGACACGGACAAAUCUAAUGUUAGUAAAAAAAUAAAGCAAGAAGUUAUUAUUAAACAAGAAGAUAAAAAAUCUGGCAAGAGAAAAAAUAGAGAUGAUACUAUUAAUUUGAGUGAUGUUAAAUUCGAAGCAGCUUCGGAUGCUGAGGGCCCUGCUGCUAAGAAAAAAAUACACAAAUUGGUAUUUACUGAAUAA
Molecule: messenger RNA, 3528 nt
Organism: Cotesia congregata
Lineage: Eukaryota; Metazoa; Arthropoda; Insecta; Hymenoptera; Braconidae
Source: the annotation of a GenBank genome assembly